UGGCUAUGCAAAUAUCGGAAGGUGAUGACGACGACCUCUACUACGACGCUGCUUCAGAAGAUGAUUUUGAAGCUGAGGACGAGUCUGACAGCGAUAUUGACGAGGUUUAAUAUUCUUUUCGUUUGUGACCAUUCCUCGGAUUAUGACCUUGCUCUACUUAUUAGGAUGAAAUCAUAAACUGGGAUGAAGAAUUUCGUCCACCCGUGCAUAAUUUCCAAGGUCCAGAUGAUCAAAUAAAGGAUGAUUUUCGCCACCACUUUGGAACAUCUCUAGACAUUCUCAGAAAAUUCAUUGAUGACUCCAUGGUCGAAAAGAUAGCUGUGGAGUCGAACAGAUACGCUGAGCAAGUGAAGCGAACCUCUCCCCGUGCAUUUAUUGGUUGGACCCCAGUCACUGCUGCUGAUAUCUGGCGCUUUCUAUCUCUUAUUUUGGCCAUGACGCUUGUUAAAAAAUCAUCUUAUAAAGAAUACUGGUCCACAGACCCCUUAGUUUCGACCACAUUUUUUCCUUCUGUCAUGAGUCGAGAUAGGUAAUCUUAUAUAAAUAUGUACAUAUCAAUAUAUGCAUUUAUCACACAUUUUUCAUUCUGUACUAGAUUUAUAUCCAUUUUUCCAUAUCAAGGCAAGAGCACGCAGAUAACUGACCGCUCGUGGAUUUCUCUUGUUGGAUUCGGGGGAGCCGCCGUUCUGACUCUUUUGCAGCCAUACUUAGAUGCUGGUCGUCGCAUCAUAAUCGAUAACUGGUUCCACAGCCUCAAAUUAGCAAGGAUGUUGAAAGAUCGUCUCACGUAUGUUUUGGGGACUGUACAAAAAAGACGGAAAGGAAUUCCAAGAGGUGCAAGGAUGACUCGAAAACUCAGAAAAGGAGAGGUUGAAACCUUUAGUGAUGGAGACGUUUUGAUAGAAAGAUGGCAGGACAGGCGGGAAGUGCUUAUCCUCAACUCUUUCAUGCCCCAUGGAAUGACCGAAUGGCCCUCCACCAACCCCAACAACCAACGAAUGAAGCCAGAUACAGUUUUACUCUACAACAAGACCAUGGGUGGGGUGGACAAUGUCGACAAAACGAUAAAACCCAACCAAAGUCUCCGCAAGUCAUACAAGUGGUAUAAAAAGGUCGCAUUUUAUUUGGUCGAGCUCUCGGUAUAUAAUUCAAUGAUUAUGUACAAUACGACCCAAAACGAUCAAGUUGGAUUCCGCCGUCUUAAUUACGAAGCGUUCGUCAAAUCAAUAAUCCACAACAUUCUCACGAAGUUCCCCGUAGCACGGAAGCCAAGAGGAAGACCUUCCCAAAGCCGUGUCUCAGUACCCUUAGCGAAUAUGCAUAUUACAGAACGAGUUAUGAAAGAAAACGGUUACCCAAGCAAAUCCGAUUGUUUCCACUGCAAAACAAAAUUGGGGAAGAGGACGAUUACGCAGUUCAAGUGCCUUGCUUGCGAGAAACGUUUGUGCAUUGGUAGCAGCGUCUUCAACUGUUUCAAAUUUUAUCAUGACGAAAUGUUGCAGUUAUCGCAGCAGCAGGUAUCGCAGCAAGUAGUGCCACUAGCGGAUCGCAACGAGUCACAGAACACUGGACAAAAUUCACCACGUUACGAUUACAAUAACUUGUUUGAAAUAUAUAAUGCAUCCCAAAAUCAUGAUAGUAAUGUCAUCAAUGAUGAUGAUUUACUGUUCGUUUAGUUAAUUGUUGUACUACUAUGAAAAUCAAAUCCC
This is a messenger RNA of Folsomia candida, 1709 nucleotides long. RefSeq names its product piggyBac transposable element-derived protein 3. The transcript is spliced from 4 exons. NCBI's taxonomy places the organism in Eukaryota, Metazoa, Arthropoda, Collembola, Entomobryomorpha, Isotomidae. The coding region runs from base 546 to 1676 and encodes 376 amino acids. The record is from RefSeq and is a predicted model, not a curated record.